GCCACAUCCGUUACCCUAUCACGUGACCGAACCAGGUUGGAUUUAGUACGCGCGGUGCCAAAUGCUUUCGCCGUCGGCUUGCUUGCGAGUGCGUGGGGCCCCGACCCAUGUGCUAAGUUGCGAGAUGUUUCGCGAUGCUUGCCGACGGAUCUCUCGGUUUUCGGCCGGUCCUCACCUCUCCGGACACAAGCGAACGGCCUCGUUCGUGGCCCAAACCCGUACAGACACGGCCGGCCUAGAAGAAGAAGAUGGGCAGUUUAGGAAACUGGAGCUGUACAGACCGAAAGAAGUCAGAAAGAAGAAAAGGACAGAAAUAAAGUUUGAUCUCCCCAAUCCGAGGCACACACGGAUGCCCGUGGACCAGGACUGGCCGAGCGUAUGGCCGACGGCGCAGUCUUUCCGGCCGUCCGUGGUCCCGCUGCCGCUGCGCCAGGGCUACGUGGAGCGGGGUGCGCCCCCCGGCAAGUUUGCCAACCUGGAGCUCAUGAAGAUCCCAAACUUCCUUCACCUUACGCCCGCUCACCUCGCCAAGCACUGCCAGGUUUUGAGGCAGUUUUGCACAGAGUGGCCGGCAGGACUGGAGACGGACGAGAAGUGCGAGGAACACUUCCCGGUGGAAGUGACGGACAGCGACUACUGUCACUCGAGCCCCACCAUUCGAGACGUCCGCUCCCGGAUCGUCACACUCAAGAUCAAGCUGUCUAGGUUGCAGCUCGACUACCACGCCAAGGACAAGCUGCUGCGGCUGGUCAAGGAUCGCUACGACCCUGCCACCGACAUCCUCACGAUUGUCACGGACAGGUGUCCACUCAAGAAGCAGAACUACGACUAUGCCCACUAUCUGCUGACGGCCGUGUUUCAUGAGUCGUGGAAAACGGAACCCUGGGAGGCGGACAAGGAGGAAGCCGACAUGGAGUGCUUCCUGUGGGAGAAAAGUCGGUCGGAAGCCAACCUGCACGACUUCGUCCGUCGCAUGCGGCAGUCUCUCGGAGACGAGGAGGCGAAAGGUCUGGAGCACGUCCAGCGGAUGUCGGCAGACUGUCCCGACGAAGAGGUUCGGUCGGUGGAAGAGGUCGAGCAGUACGCGGAAGCCGUUUGCGAGAUCCACAAUGGCGGAGAGAGCGACUACGCUUGGGAGAAGUACAAGAAGUCCGUCUGCUCCCUCCUCGGCCUCGGCCGAGACACGCCCGUCGGCGGAGAAGUUCAAGCUUAGAGGAGCAUUCGGCGACGCGAUGCCGAUCCCCCGAGACAUACGGGGCGUUGAUAGAGCUUGGAGCACACCGAAUAAAUGCGUUCCCCUAGGUGCCGUUAGGACCCAACUUCUACGCUUACCGAGACGCUUUGAAAACAUUAGACCUUUUCCCUCAAAUGUUCGGCGCCAUUCGUCGGCGAAUUGGGGUUUUUGUUAGUGUCCUUGAUUACUUCAACCAGCUAGUAUUAUGCUUGCAUCGUUGUUGCCAACGAAAGUAGUUCAGAAAAUUGCAGCGCGUUACAAUUAAGACGUUACACUCUCUCGGCACCAUUAGCAAGGGCCGAUGCCGUCCCACAAGUGCCAGAAGAAUGGAGGACACCCGCGUCUACCACCGCUACGUGUGCUCGUGGGCAACACCAGAAAAGGCGCAUUGGUUCAUUUUUUAUACUAAAGAUAAACGUUUA
Molecule: messenger RNA, 1656 nt
Organism: Ixodes scapularis (black-legged tick)
Lineage: Eukaryota; Metazoa; Arthropoda; Arachnida; Ixodida; Ixodidae
Gene: mRpS35
Product: 28S ribosomal protein S35, mitochondrial
Exons: 8
Coding region: 62-1213 (383 amino acids)
Biological process (GO): mitochondrial translation
Cellular component (GO): mitochondrial small ribosomal subunit
Molecular function (GO): structural constituent of ribosome
Source: RefSeq, a predicted model, not a curated record